Molecule: messenger RNA, 6050 nt
Organism: Drosophila ficusphila
Lineage: Eukaryota; Metazoa; Arthropoda; Insecta; Diptera; Drosophilidae
Gene: Slob
Product: serine-rich adhesin for platelets
Source: RefSeq, a predicted model, not a curated record
ACCCUUUUUUGGUGUGCCUUAGGUGGUUUGAUUUUGGGUGGAAUAGUUGUCAUUUCAUACUGGAUAAGACGAUGCAGGACACUUGCAGCGAGGUCAACGACCCGGCAGCGCCGCAUCCGGAGCCGGAGCUCAUCAUCAGCUGCCACCGGCAUCAGCGGGAUCAGUGCGAUCGGGAUAAUCUCCAGAGGGAAGGCAAAGUCAUCACCCGAUCACAAUCAUCGGCGUCGACCGCGCCGCAUGCUCCAGUGCAUCAACUGAAGCCCCAGCAAUCUCUGCCCACGCCUCUGCCACAGCCACAGCCACAACCACAGCAGUCCAGCCAACACAACCCGCACCACACCUCCCACGCCCCCAAGUCCGUCUCCAUUUUGGUGUACAAGACCCUAAACACGGUCUUCAAGAGCAGCCGCAAGAUCAUCGUUCGUGUGUGCGAGGUGGCCAGUGCCAAGAAGUCCUUCACCAUGUUCAAGUUCAACAAGGCCGCCCAGCAGCAGCGGAUCGACAACCGCAACAGCGCCGUCACAGGACACGAUCCCUUCGUCCGACCGCCUGUCCCCGAAAAGAAAGUGAGGAACAUAAUGAAGAAGCUGCACAAGGCGAACGGCCUGAAACGCUCCAACUCGGCGAUCGAGUUCGAUGUCUCGGCCCUGACGGCUGCCAACCGCCGCCAGAUUUACAGUAGCAAUCGGUCGGCGAGCUCGGAGCAAGAUAACUCAGAUCUAUCCGAGCACUCGGAGAAAUCGCCGCUGGUUAGCGCGAGGUUAGACAAUCUAGCUAGGCUCUUCUUUAGCAAGUCGAUGCCAGCGGAAACCGGAAGUAGAGAUACCAUAGAUUCAGUACUGACAACAAGGCCGAACAUCAAGUACCAGUACUCCGCCUUGGACAGUGGCAAUGGGAUCGUGGAGCGGAGUCCCAGGGAGCGGGCUCAAAGGGAGAAGGCCCUGAAUGCCACCCAGGAAUGGAUUCAGAGUGCCAAUGGGCGCUACGAGGUGAUUGCCCAUCUGGACGAGAUCGGUUCGCGGCACGGCAAGAACUGGUUUCUGGUCACGGAUGCAUCGGUCCGCACUGAUCGUCUGCUGACCCUGCUGCCUCUGCCCCACUGCGUGGCCUUCGAGGACCUCCCGCCCAACGAAAGUGCCAGGGAAAUACUCAUGGAGCUCCUCGGCUCGCUGCACCAUCCGUACAUAUAUCCCGUUCUCGAUCUGGGCUUCUUGAGGAACAGCUCGUACAACUACGCCUGCCUGGUGACGCCUUUCAACUCGCGGGGCAGUCUCAAGGAUCUCAUAUAUAAGGCACAGUGGAACGAGCCGUGGGCCAGGAAGUACACGCGUAAGCCAAACGGGUUGCCUGUCAGCCAGGUGCAGCGGUUGGGGCGACAGAUCCUGGAAGCACUGCUCUUCCUGAAGGAGCGCGGCUUUCCGCUUCACGGUCACCUGCACAGCGGCAAUGUCAUCCUGCAGAACGGCGCCGCCAGGUUAUCGGGCCUGGAGAACGGCCUCCUGGGCCUCAGUUCGCGCAUUAAUGCCGUCAUGUGGUCCCGCUCGGUCACCGAGAUCGAGAACGUCGACAUCGUCUGCUUCGGCCACCUGCUGUACGAGAUGUGCACGGGCCAGGAGCUCACCACCCCCAAGCCGUCCAUGCGGGUGCUCGAGAUGGAGCUGCAGCACUACCCACAAAUUGGCCAGAUUCUGGAAAUAUUAGGUCUAAUCUUUGAGCCGCCUAGCGGUGUCUGCCCCUCCGUCGAGGACUUAGUCCUUUGCGAUCUCUUUCGCAGCAUCGAUUUGCGCGAGCUGCGCGGUCCCUGUUUCAGUACAAUUAAGCCGAGCCUCAGCAGGUCCACCCUGAACCUUCUGCAAGCGGUGAAGAAGCGCCAAUGUGCCUCGCUGGGGCACUCCCUCAGUGAGGCAAACUCCCCCUGCACGCCCCCUUCAACGCCGCACGAUCGACGCACUGGUAUCAGCCGAACAAUGGACUCAUUUGACAUAUCAAGCGACUCGGAGGAGGGUCUGCUGGAGGAGAUUGUGGUCGGGGGCAGCUGCCACCGGCAGCACCUGCUCCGCCUGCAGCAGUGGCACUCCGCCCACUCGUACGUCCACUCGUACAACUCGGAGUCGCCCAUCCACUACUGCGAUCCCGCCAACGUCUACUCGGACGACAAUGGCCAGGAUGCGGGGAUGCAGGACAACCAGCCGCCGACCAUUCGCUGCAGCACCAGCAGCCAGAGCAACCUGGACGUCCUCCUAGCUGAGAGUGGGGUUUCCGAAAUCUACGAGGAGGUCGCCGAGGAGGAGGAGUACUUCGAGCCCGAGGAGGAGGCCAGUGGUUCGUCGUCGGCAGGAGGAGCACAGAGGUUGCAUGCUCCAACGGGCACCUCGUCCUCGGCAGGUGCCUCCUUCAACCACCAACUCACCGCCGACAUGUGCAACUACAAGAACUCGAAGAGCCGCCGGCUGGAGUACUCGCUGAAGUGCCUCAAGUACGGCCGCAGCAAUCCCUCCCAGGAUUCUGCUUUCGGUUCCCUCACGGACAACGAUCUGUCCAUUGGCUCCUCCAGCAUCCGAUUGAGUAGCUUCCAGUCCAUCUCCUCGCCCAUCGACGAGGGUGUGGAGGAUGUGAUCAUCGCCACCACGACGGGUGGUAAUGAAACCUGCCUGGAAUUGGCCACCGUUCCCAGGAGCAUGGUGUCUCAGGACUCGGCCAUCUCCUCGCCCUGUCGCGAGAGCUCCCCCAACAACUUCCUGCACAUCGAUGACGCCAUGUCCGGAACGGGCUCCACUUCCUCGGGCUCCAAUUGUGGCUCCUUUGGGAAUAUUCGUCCGCAGCAGUUUCCCGUUUCGCUGUCGCCGAAGAUUCUGGUCACCGCCACCAGCAACUCGAGCAGCUCCUCCCUGGCAUCCACCAGCAAUGCGGGUCAAGGUCAGAGCCAAGGUCACGCACAGGGGCAUCCCCAGCAGCAGCAGCAGCAGCAGCAGCAGCAGUUCGAUCCGCCCAAGAUCCUCGUGAAUGAUCAGAACUCCAUCUACACCACAUCGCCCUCGAAGCGAUCGGGGAUGAUAGAGGUGUUCUCUCAAAAGUAUCGGGUGAGCUCCUUCGAGGACAUGUCCCCGAAGCGCAGCUCCGACAAGCAGCACCUGAAGCACGUGAACCGGCUGGCCUUCCGCUCCCUGGAGGAGGAGCGCCGGAUCGACAACGCCUUCCUGCCGAUGGCGGAUCGCACCCACUCGGACAACCGGGUGAACAUGCAGAGCGAGAAGUACAAGAAGCUCACGCACGCCUCGUUCCGCAUCAGCAAAAGUCAAGGUCAGGAGUCGCCCACGGCCACGCCCACUAGCCAAACGCCCCCCGGUCAACCGGGCAACUGCAUCGAGAUGCAGCGGACGGGGAGGCAGACCCUCUGGCGGGACAGCAAGUUCUACCGGAAGAACCGCAUCGCCAAGAGCAACGACUCCCUGAUGGAGAACAAUCCCUCGCCGAGGAUUUCCCCUUGCUCUUUAAGGGACAAUCAGUACGAGAGCAGGAGCAGCUCGCAGGCCAGCAGGAGAUCUCUAAGUGGCAGCCAGCAGAUGCUGAGUGUCACCACCAGCUUCUGUGGCAACGGAAGUGGAUCGAGGAAUGCAGCACGAUACUGCAGCUCCAAGAGCGAGGACCUGGGCGAAUCCUCCGACUAUCUGAGAGUCAUGGACGCCCGGAAAUCCUACUCCGAGCGGCAUUUGGUGCGACUCAAGCAGACGGCCAUCAACAACACUCACAGCGAGGACGAGAGCUUCAACGAUGACAAUAAUCCAACGGUAUCAUCGCAGACGGGCAACCAGUACAUUCAGAGGGAGCACCACCAGAAGCACCACCAUCCGGGUGGCAGGUGGAGCAGCAGCUGCUCCAUCGGCGGCCACCUGAAGACGACCAAUAUAAAGACCACCUCGCUGUCCGCUCAGUCCAGCCAAUCGAAUUUAGUGGCCACCCAGGCAACAACUGCCAGCUAUCGCACGCCCUCCAAGUCCCUCGACCAGAGCAUCGCCAUCGCCCAGAACAGCAACCCAAAGGGUAGCAGCACCCCCACCCAAAAGGUAGGAAGCAGCACCACCACCACCCAGAAGGGUAGCAGCACCACCAGCAGCGAGAGCAGCAGCAGCACCACCAGCUCGGUGGACGAGUCGCCCUCGCGAUUGACCCUCAGCGGAGCGGAUCUCUCCAGGAUCUUCGUGAUGGACAUGGACGACGCCCAAGGAAGCACCUGCAGCGAGGAGAAGACCCCGCUCCUCGACAGCGUCGAGAUGUCUCCGAUCAGUCCAACGGAUCCCGAGGUGCCCGACCUCGACAAGCUAUAAGGGGGAUCUGAUCUAGUAACACGAUAUACACACCAAACGCACACACAGACACGUUUUUGAGCAGCCGAAAUGCAAAGCAUGUGAUAAAGAAACCAAAUAUAGCAGAAAUCGAACGGGGAACCACAGAGUUAUAGAACUACUAGGCUAGGUAUGAGAUGGCCAAGUGGGGGAAGUGUUGGAAAAGAGUUAUUGAGUUAGAGGAUUUUAUAUAUUUAUGAAUUCAUUUGCUUACUAUCAUUUCACUAUUACAUGAGAUUUUAAAAUUAAGAAUAUAUCAAUAUUAACAAGAUUUAUACAGAAUUAGGUAUUACCAAAGAUUUUUUAAAAUCAAUUAUUUAGUUCUAAUAUAAAGAUGUUUUAAUAGUUAUUUUAUGAUUGAAAGAGAACAAAUUUUUAAUUUAUAAAAAAUACAUUUAUUUAUAUUUAUUAACUAUUACUUUAAAUUAUUUUAAAUGUACGGAUUUUUACUACUUCCUAAGUAGUACUUUAGUUUUAAAAACUCUUCUUCAACACGUUUUCCACUGCCAGUGUUGGUUAAGGUAAGGCAAUUCCAAUCUUGGUUCGAAACACAAACACAAACACGUACACCCACUCACCUACAAAUACAUAUAUAAUUGGGCUGCUCCCGCCUUUGCUAAAUCCACACUCAAAGCUUUCUUCUGGUAACAAUAAUAUUUUUCUCUUUAUAUUGAACUUUAGCCGGUUGCUUUUACAGCAAUUCGAAAUUAACUAGAAUAUCUCUUCACUGAAGCUAAUCUCUAGACUGCUAAGCCACAAGACAACACGAAAAACCAAAAAAAAAAAAAAAGGGAAGACCAUCCUGCUGAUUAGUUGUUUUUUUUAAACAAAACAAAAGGGAAACCGUUUUCGAAUUAUACCGAAUUAUACACUUUACUUGGUAGUUAAUUGAAUAGCUAAGACUUAAAAGCUUCGCAGCUUGGCGCAUUGAAAAUGUUUUACUGUAGCCUAAAAUCGUUUUAAGCUCCCAGAAGGGUGUGUUUUAAAUAUAAAUUACAAAAAUAUAUUUUAGGGAACUAAAACCAACCAAAAUAUAAAAUAAAAGGAAAACGGAGCCAAAGGAAAGGUUACCCAUUGAAUGGAAUUCGAUGGAGAAGCCAAGGCAGAGUUGAAAGUAUACAAGAUUUAACGAAAUAGUUACGAUUUCUUUAGAUUUUCUCCUUUUGUUCAGAUGUACCACAUUAGCCAGCACUGCAAUAUCGCAACGGAAACAUGAAUUUUACCCCAUAAGAGUUAAACAUUAUCGUAUGAAACCGUAAACGAUAAAACAAUACAGAAAUGCAAUCAAGUUUACUAAGAUAUCGCAAACGAAAAUAUCACUAAAGCCACACACAAUCGAACACGAAAUAAAUGUACUCACUAAAGGUCAUAUAUAUAGAAGGUAAUAUUAGACGCACGCACUUAACUAAGACGAUCCAGAUCCAGAUCAAGAUUCGAUCCCCGAUUCAGAACCCAACCCCACCCAGUCUUUUCGAUCCACUCAGAUAAUCUGCAACAGAGUCGCCCUUAGUUUCAUUAUUCGUAGUCGAUGAAUGCGUAGGUUCUACAUUGUUUACGGGACCCCUAGAAUGUAUAUGUAUCCCUGAAUAUUGUGUGUAAGUUCAUUUCGCUUGGAAUUGUUUGUGUAUACACGUAUGUACUCCCCAAGUAACCCCCAAAAUGGAGAGAAGCCCUUGAGAACUAACAAAUAAACGAGAAAACAAUGUA